Messenger RNA from Diaporthe amygdali, 996 nucleotides. RefSeq lists its product as uncharacterized. Gene Ontology annotation, molecular function: transmembrane transporter activity. The transcript is spliced from 6 exons. The record is from RefSeq and is a predicted model, not a curated record. The coding region runs from base 1 to 996 and encodes 331 amino acids. Gene Ontology annotation, cellular component: membrane. NCBI's taxonomy places the organism in Eukaryota, Fungi, Ascomycota, Sordariomycetes, Diaporthales, Diaporthaceae. Gene Ontology annotation, biological process: transmembrane transport.
AUGGCCUCACACCUCCAGAUUGAGGUUGACUUGGACCGGAAUCGCGUACCUGAGGUGACAUCGGAGACAGCCGCCGUUGAUUCGAAGAAGAGGAGAGAUUUUUCUCCGGGUCAAACGGAUCAAGAAGGCGGCGAACUGAGCAUGUAUUCUUUCUUCACUCCAUCACAGAAGAAGUACAUCGUGACCAUUGCUGCUUCUGUGGGAUGGUUCUCUACAGUCAGCAGCUUUAUCUACUUCCCUGCCAUACCAUUCAUUGCCAAAGACCUGAAAGUCAGCGUUGAGAACAUCAAUCUCACGGUAACAUCUUACUUGAUCGCGUCAGGGAUAUUUCCUUCCAUUACCGGUGACGUUGCCGAUCUUUUUGGGCGCCGUCCCGUGUUCAUUGCUUCCCUGGGUGUCUAUUUCUUGGCCAAUGUAGCAUUGGCUCUACAACGUUCCUAUGGAGCCUUAUUCGGACUUAGGAUGCUUCAGAGCGCCGCCAUAUCUGGCACCUUUUCAGUUGCAUACGGUGUUGUUGGAGAUCUCUUUACCCCGGCCGAGCGCGGUGGCUAUACGGGCACUGUCUCUGUUUUGGAGGGCAUGGAUGCCUUCCAAGCCUCGCUGUCCACUGUUUUUAUCAGCACUUAUGGUGUAUCUGGCUUCAUCGCUGGCCUCUGCUAUAUCCCUUUUGGCGUUGCUUGUGCUAUCGGGGCCUUUUUCACAGGUAAGAUCCUGGAUUAUGAUUAUCAGCGGACUGCCAAAGAAAAUGGCUUCGUCAUAGAUAGGUCGAGAGGGGACGACUUGUCCAGGUUUCCAAUCGAGUACGCUCGUUUGAGGACUGCCACUUUUUCUCUGUGUGUGUGCAGUGUAUUGAUCAUUGCAUAUGGGUGGACACUCCAGUUCCAACUUAUCAUGGCUGUGCCCCUGGUCCUUCAAUUUCUGAUUGGUUUCACCAACCAGCUGCUUUUUACGGUACAGUCUUCUCGACAUCCAGACUAUGAACGAUCCAUGAGCUGA